This is a messenger RNA of Ascoidea rubescens DSM 1968, 1170 nucleotides long. RefSeq lists its product as uncharacterized. NCBI's taxonomy places the organism in Eukaryota, Fungi, Ascomycota, Saccharomycetes, Ascoideales, Ascoideaceae. The record is from RefSeq and is a predicted model, not a curated record. The coding region runs from base 1 to 1170 and encodes 389 amino acids. The transcript is spliced from 2 exons.
AUGAAGUUUGGAAAAACUUUUGAAAAAGCUUUGGCUGAAGAUGAAAUCCCCUUACAAUGGCAGAAAAAUGCUAUUCAAUAUAAGCAGCUAAAGAAAACUAUUAAAAAAUUAGUUGAAGAAUUUAAUGAACUUGGCUUAGAAAAGGAUUUAAUUCAAAACCACUUAAAAUCAAUAAACUCAUCUACUUCAAUUAUCUCCCUAUCCCUGUCUUCAAACUCUUCAAACUCUUUAAAUUCAAGCUUUAUCUCUUUCAACAACCUAAAAAACUCAAAAACUUCAAAAAUAAUAGUUCAUACUAUUUACGACCAAACUUUUUUUCUUUCCAUCAGUGAACAAAUCCUAAAUUUAGAUACCAUGAAAGACAACCAAGAAAAUUUAAUGAUUAAACAAAUCAAUUACUUGAGUGAUCAAAUCUCAUCUUUGUCAUCUCCAUAUCGAAAGAGAAAUGAUUUAUAUAUUUGGCGACAAAUCUUUGAAAUUUAUAAUAGCUACCAAUUAUUUUUCAAAUUCAAUUUUAUUUCAAAAAAUGAACUAAACUAUUCUAUAUCAAAGAUAAAUUUUUACAAAUUUGUUGACGAAAUUCAAAAAAAAGAUCUACUAUCUCAAUUUCAUAAUAAAAAAGUAUCAAAACAAAUUUUUAAUCAGUUUUUAAACUUAAACCUUGAAUUAAUUAAAGCUAUUGAAUUUCAGUAUUUAAACAAAAUCGCUAUCACUAAAAUAUUGAAAAAAUUCGAUAAAAGAACUUUUCUAUCAAUUAAAUUCAAAUUCCCAAAUUUUUACGUUAAUGAUCCCUUUAUCAAUCAAUCCUUCUCAAUCAAUUUAUUCUUCAAAAUUCAAGAAAGACUUAUCAAAAUCAUUCCUCAACUAGACGACUAUCUAUGCCCAAUUUGUUGCUCGAUUAGCUUCAAACCUGUCAAACUAGACUGUGGUCACAUCUUUUGUAUUAGAUGCUUGGUCAAAUUACAAAAAUUAAGAAAAGAUGCUUGUCCCAUUUGUAGAAAAAACAACGUAUUAAUUGCUGACCAUUCAAAUUUAGAUUUAGAGACAAUGGAGUUCUUGAAAUUAUACUUUCCAAAGGAAAGUAAAGCUAAACAGAAAGAAACUGAAAACGAAAUCGCUAAAGAACAAUGCGAGGCCCUUAUUGGAAAAUCGUCUUGUUUAAUUCAGUAA